GUUAUCCCACGAUGACGCGGUGUGUCAGUGUAAGAUAUUGUAGAUUCAAAUAGUGUUCACUUCAAACAAAAACGCAGUUGGCAGCCAAGGUAUUACGAAACGAAACAUAUCUGCAAUUUAAAUUUCAAUCGUACCAAAUGGAACGACAGCAUUGGUGUUCAUUUUGUUUUAUUCCUUUCAUGAAUGAAUCUAGCUUAAUAGCUCAUCUAAAUAUUCAUGAACAACAACCACGAGUUCCUUGUAGUCUGUGUCCGCAAACAUUUAUACAUCAUAGUCAAAUAGGAUAUCAUAUGAGAUAUAAGCAUUCUGAUUGUAUAAAUAAAAAGUUUGUUGAAAAUUCCGAAAGUAUUUGUAGAAAAAAUAUCACAGACAUCACAACUGAGGUAGAAUCUGAUUCCGAAUGGCCAGACAGUUCUGAGGAAGAGGAAACUGUAACGAGCAGUGAGGAAGAAGAAUGUUCGGAGGAAAACUAUGACAUGGUCAAUUCAGAUUCUGAAAGUGAGGAAGAACCCGUUGAAAAAAAUUCGAAUGAAAUAAACUACAUCUUAGCUCGAAAUGUGAAUGAUGCUUCUGCCAAUGAAAAUCGUGAAAGCGAAUUUGAUCUAAAAGGAGUCAAAACCAAACAUGUGAAUAAUUCAGAUGGACAUUAUGGCAAUGUAAAGAGUUGUGAUGUUUCAUUUCUUACCAAAUUAGAAAGGAAAAAAUCAGGAAGACAAUAUUUGAAUGUCACAAGAAACAUUCCUAAUUUAGAAGAUAACUCUAAAGGACGCAUAUUACAACAGCACAUGAAUACGGCGUUUCUAAAUUCAGAUUACAGUGUGUGUUCUCAACGACCUAGUUAUAAUUUUAGUGAUAAAGAUACAGAUUCUGAUUUACGGGAAGAAUAUCAUCAUGAGAAGACUCAAGUACACACAAAAGAAAUUGUACAGCAAAUCCAACGGGUUGGUUCAGAUAGGAAAAACGAAGACAUACUAGAUUAUGGAAAGAACAAGGCUAUACUAAGCCAACAUGAUGUUGAAGAUGGAGACGAAUUAGUAGGAGCAAAUACAGAGCAUGAGCUCGCAGUAGCGGAUGAGGUAAACAGUCCAGGUCAACCAGUAUGGAAGGAGGCUAUUAACAUACUAAAGGAUACUUUUAUGAAAAAGAAGAAAAGGACUAGGAAAAAGGGAAUGUUUGCUUCAACAAAUACAGUUACGUUCUCAAAGUGGUUACCCGAUAAUUUUCCUGUGGAAGGUGUCAUGUGUGGUUGUGGAAGACACUUUAAAACGCCGACGUCGCUUUUAGGUCACUUGCGCAGAAAAAGCGCCACCGCCAGAAAAUCUUUAAAGUUAUUCAAAAAAAAUGUAUAAUUAAAGCUUUUAAAGACGUUACAUAAUGCCAUUAAUUGCAACUGAACAUUAUAGAAUAUAAAAGUUUAAUGUUUCAUGACCUGAAUAAAACUACCAGGUAUAUGUUUCAUACUAUUUCAUACAAAAAAAAAGACGUGGUAUGAUUGUCAAUGAGACAACUAUCCACAAGAAACCAAAAUGACACAGACAUUAACAACUAUAAGUCACCGAACGGCAUUCGACAAUGAGCAAAGCCUUACCGUAUAGUCAGCUAUAAUAGGCCCCGAUAUGACAAUGUAAAUCAAUUCAAACUAGAAAACUAACGGCCUUUAUUAUUGGUUUAAAAAAUGAACGAAAAACAAAUAUAUAUGUAACACAUCAACAAACGACAACCACUGAAUUGCAGGCUUCUGACUUUGGACAGGCACAUACAUAAAUAAUGUGACGGGGUUAAACAUGUUAGCGGGAUCCAAUCCCUCCCCUAACGUGGGACAGUGGUAUAACAGUACAACAUAAGAACGAACUAUAAAAAUCAGUUGAAAAAGACGCGUUUUAAAAAGCAAUCUAUAAGAAAGAUGUCAUCGUGUUUUUUUAUCUUUAAAUACAUGUCAUGAAAUCAGUGAAUUGGCAACUUAUCAUUGAUUGCAGUGUGUUAAUAGCAAACGCAGAAUAUUAAAAAUAAGGAAUGGUGAACUGUUAAUCCUUCCGUUUUUCUCAAAUAAACCUGUCUUUGAGAUUGAAAGGGGUCAUACAAUCUGAUCGAAAUAAAGACUCCGUAAGUUAGAAAUAUUCUCAUUUGAAUCCAAAAGCUUUUCAUUUUACAUUCUGUUUAAAUACCUGAUGGGGUCCUUUAUGGUUUAUUUUAUUAUCAUUGAUGUGUUUGAAAUUUUGAUAUAUAUGGAAAAACUGUAAUAUAUUUUCUCAGUCUAUGGGGAAAUAAUUCAAUUUAGAUGAAACGAGUUUUCUGGGUUUAUUCGUUUUUUAUUUAGUGUGUACCAAUUUUUUUUAUGAGAUGUUACCAAACGGUGGAGACAGUAAACGAAACGGAAAACGGCACGGAAACGGAAAAUGGAAACAAAAAGAGUUAACAUCUUUUCUUUCUAUCUACAAAGGGAUGUUUUAUAAUGAAUAACUCGUGUUUACAUGGAAGAAAAACAGAGGAAUACAUUUGAAAUCAAAAAUUUUAAAGCAUAAAUAUAAAACAAGAAGAUUUUGGUAUUAUUGCAAAUUAGACAACCUUACACAAGAGACCAACUGACACAGGCAUUAAAUUGCAACUAUGAAUCACCGUACCGAUUCAAAAAUGAACAAAGCCUAUAUUGCAUAAUCAGCUAUAAAAGACCUCAAAAUGAUAAAUGUUAAACAAUCCAAACGUGAAAUUUAACGGAUUGAUUUAUGUGCAAAAAAGGAACGCAAAACAAAUAGGUAACCAUCACAAACGAUAACUACUGAAUUACAGGCUUUUGACCUGCAUAGGUAUGCACAUACAGAAUGUGCCGGGAAUGAACAUGUUAGCUGAAAACUAACGUUCCCCCCAUAAAAAAAUAAAAUUAGCAAUACCGUGACACGAUGAGACUGUAUUCUUGAUAAAUUUGUUAAGGUCAUCUCAUGCGUAUGUCAUUCAUGCGAUUCAGUAUAGUCUGGACAUUGGCUUUAAAUCUAUAGAUAAGCUGUGACGUAAUAACAUAAUAAAAUGUG
Messenger RNA from Mytilus trossulus (common blue mussel), 3026 nucleotides. RefSeq names its product RE1-silencing transcription factor A-like. The transcript has 6 exons. The coding region runs from base 138 to 1349 and encodes 403 amino acids. The record is from RefSeq and is a predicted model, not a curated record. Lineage: Eukaryota; Metazoa; Mollusca; Bivalvia; Mytilida; Mytilidae.